CCAGGAUCUCCCCAAAAACAACACAAAAUGGUCUACAAAGUUGCUGACAUCUCCUUGGCCGCCUUCGGUCGCAAGGAAAUCGAGAUCGCUGAGAAUGAGAUGCCCGGUCUCAUGUACCUCAGGCAAAAGUACAAGGAGGCCCAACCCUUGAAGGGUGCUCGCAUUGCUGGAUGUCUCCACAUGACCAUCCAAACAGCCGUCCUCAUCGAAACCCUCACCGCUCUCGGUGCUGAGGUUACCUGGUCUUCCUGCAACAUUUUCUCCACCCAAGAUCACGCUGCUGCCGCUAUCGCUGCUACCGGCGUCCCCGUCUUCGCAUGGAAGGGCGAGACUGAGGAGGAAUACACCUGGUGCAUUGAGCAGACCAUCGAAGGAUUUGCUGAUGGCAAGCCUUUGAACAUGAUCUUGGAUGAUGGAGGUGACUUGACCAACCUCGUCCACGAGAAGUACCCCCACUUGCUCCAGGGCAUCCGCGGUAUCUCUGAGGAGACCACCACUGGUGUCCACCACCUCUACAAGGCCUUCCGUGAGGGCCGCCUCAAGGUCCCCGCCAUCAACGUCAACGACUCUGUCACCAAGUCCAAGUUCGACAACUACUACGGCUGCCGUGAAUCUCUCGUCGACGGUAUCAAGCGUGCUACCGACGUCAUGCUUGCUGGCAAGGUCGCCGUCGUUGCUGGCUAUGGUGAUGUCGGCAAGGGAUGCGCCGAGUCCCUCAGGUCAUACGGUGCUCGUGUUCUCAUCACUGAGAUCGACCCCAUCAACGCCCUCCAGGCCGCCAUGGCUGGCUACGAAGUCACCACCAUGGAGGAUGCUGCUCCCCGUGCCAACGUCUUCGUGACCACCACUGGCAACAGGGAUAUCAUCACUGGCGAGCACUUCUCCGUCAUGCCCGAGGAUGCUAUCGUUUGCAACAUUGGUCACUUCGAUGUUGAAAUCGACGUCGCCUGGUUGAAGGCCAACGCCAAGGCUGUCGUUAACGUUAAGCCUCAGGUUGACCGCUUCACCAUGCCCAACGGCCGACACAUCAUCUUGUUGGCUGAGGGUCGUCUCGUCAACCUCGGCUGUGCCACUGGUCACCCCUCUUUCGUCAUGUCCUGCUCCUUCGCUAACCAGGUCUUGGCUCAAAUCGCCCUCUGGACCACCCCUGAGAAGUUCCCUCUCGGUGUACACAUGCUCCCCAAGGAGCUCGACGAGGAAGUCGCUCGUGCCCACUUGGCUCAGCUCAACGUCAAGUUGACUACGCUCUCGAAAGCUCAAUCCGAGUACCUCGAUAUCCCCGUCGAAGGCCCCUACAAGCCUUCCCACUACCGCUACUAA
This is a messenger RNA of Coprinopsis cinerea okayama7#130, 1320 nucleotides long. Its product is annotated as adenosylhomocysteinase. Bases 28 to 1320 code for a protein of 430 amino acids. Gene Ontology annotation, cellular component: cytosol. The transcript has 11 exons. Gene Ontology annotation, biological process: L-methionine cycle. The record is from RefSeq and is a predicted model, not a curated record. Gene Ontology annotation, molecular function: adenosylhomocysteinase activity. NCBI's taxonomy places the organism in Eukaryota, Fungi, Basidiomycota, Agaricomycetes, Agaricales, Psathyrellaceae.